CGGGAGGCCGCGGAGUAGCGAACGCCGCCAUAUUAGGGACCGCGGAGCCGGGGAUCCCGUCAGUGGCGGUGGCGGCCGGGUCUGGCGGAGCUGCGGGGGCCGGAGGCGGGUGCAGCGCAGCGCCGGGAGAGGCGGGGCCAGCGGGAACCAGCGGGCGACGGCAGCGAGCCAGGCUGCCCUGGCCGGGGCCCUGCCCCGCCCUGCCCAGGAUGGACCAAGACUACGAGCGACGGCUGCUGCGCCAGAUCGUCAUCCAGAAUGAGAACACGAUGCCGUGUGUCUCAGAGAUGCGGCGGACCCUGACACCAGCCAACUCCCCAGUGUCCUCCCCCAGCAAGCAUGGGGACCGCUUCAUCCCCUCUCGAGCCGGGGCCAACUGGAGUGUGAACUUCCACAGGAUCAAUGAAAAUGAGAAAUCACCUAGCCAGAACCGGAAAGCCAAGGACGCCACUUCAGACAACGGCAAAGAUGGCCUGGCCUACUCCGCCCUGCUGAAGAAUGAGCUGCUGGGUGCCGGCAUUGAGAAGGUGCAGGACCCACAGACCGAGGACCGCCGGCUGCAGCCCUCCACGCCCGAGAGGAAGGGCCUCUUCACGUAUUCCCUCAGCACCAAGCGCUCAAGCCCCGAUGAUGGCAAUGACGUGUCCCCAUACUCCUUGUCCCCUGUCAGCAACAAGAGUCAGAAGCUGCUGCGCUCCCCACGGAAACCCACACGCAAGAUCUCCAAAAUCCCCUUCAAGGUGCUGGAUGCGCCCGAGCUGCAGGACGACUUCUACCUGAACCUGGUGGACUGGUCAUCCCUCAACGUGCUCAGUGUGGGGCUGGGCACCUGUGUGUACCUGUGGAGCGCAUGCACCAGCCAGGUGACCCGGCUCUGCGACCUCUCUGUGGAAGGGGACUCUGUGACCUCUGUGGGCUGGUCUGAGCGAGGAAACCUGGUAGCUGUUGGCACACACAAGGGCUUUGUGCAGAUCUGGGAUGCGGCUGCGGGGAAGAAGUUGUCCAUGCUGGAAGGUCACACGGCGCGUGUUGGGGCACUGGCCUGGAAUGCUGACCAGCUCUCAUCGGGUAGCCGGGACCGCAUGAUCCUACAGAGGGACAUCCGCACCCCACCCCUGCAGUCGGAGCGGCGGCUUCAGGGCCACCGGCAGGAGGUCUGUGGCCUCAAGUGGUCCACGGACCACCAGCUCCUCGCCUCUGGGGGCAAUGACAACAAGCUGCUGGUCUGGAACCAUUCAAGCCUGAGCCCCGUGCAGCAGUACACAGAGCACCUGGCAGCCGUGAAGGCCAUCGCCUGGUCCCCUCACCAGCACGGCUUGCUGGCAUCGGGCGGCGGCACAGCAGACCGCUGCAUCCGCUUCUGGAACACACUCACUGGCCAGCCGCUGCAGUGCAUCGACACGGGCUCCCAAGUGUGCAACUUGGCCUGGUCCAAGCACGCCAACGAGCUGGUGAGCACACAUGGCUACUCGCAGAACCAGAUCCUCGUGUGGAAAUACCCAUCCCUCACCCAGGUGGCCAAGCUCACUGGGCACUCGUACCGCGUCCUCUACCUGGCAAUGUCCCCUGAUGGGGAGGCCAUUGUCACUGGUGCUGGAGAUGAAACCUUGAGGUUCUGGAACGUCUUCAGCAAAACCCGCUCAACAAAGGAGUCCGUGUCGGUGCUUAAUCUCUUCACCCGGAUCCGGUAGACCCGCCGGGUGGAUAGUGUGCCUCUGUCCAGGGAGACCUGACUGGCCAGCUGGCAUGGACCCUGCUUCCCGCAGUCCCCAGAGGAGGCGGCCGGGCGGGCGGGCACUGGGCCGGAGACCCCUGAAGAGUCUCAUUAAACGCCUCAUUGUGA
Messenger RNA from Castor canadensis (American beaver), 1843 nucleotides. It is a transcript of the gene Fzr1, whose product is annotated as fizzy and cell division cycle 20 related 1. The record is from RefSeq and is a predicted model, not a curated record. Gene Ontology annotation, molecular function: protein binding; ubiquitin ligase activator activity; anaphase-promoting complex binding. Gene Ontology annotation, cellular component: anaphase-promoting complex. NCBI's taxonomy places the organism in Eukaryota, Metazoa, Chordata, Mammalia, Rodentia, Castoridae. Gene Ontology annotation, biological process: anaphase-promoting complex-dependent catabolic process; positive regulation of anaphase-promoting complex-dependent catabolic process; positive regulation of ubiquitin protein ligase activity.